This is a messenger RNA of Sus scrofa (pig), 2474 nucleotides long. NCBI's taxonomy places the organism in Eukaryota, Metazoa, Chordata, Mammalia, Artiodactyla, Suidae. The record is from RefSeq and is a predicted model, not a curated record.
GCAAAGUAAACAUAACCUUAAACUCUUUGAGUCUGGAAGAAUUUUCUUUUGGAAGGGUAGGACAGAUUCUUGCCAUGUGGCUGUACCUGACAGUGCCUGUGAGCUUGUACUACCUCUUGUGCUGGUACCAGUAGCAGCACGUGAUGAGCUGCCUUGAGGACAAAUAUGUCUUCAUCACGGGCUGUGACUUAGGCUUUGGGAAUCUGCUGGCCAGGCAGCUGGACCUGCGGGGCUUGAAGGUCCUGGCUGCAUGUCUGACAGAGCAGGGGGCCCAGCAGCUGAGGAAGCAGACGUCAGACAGGCUGGAGACGGUGCUCCUGGACGUGACCAAGACAGAAAGCGUUGUUGCAGCCACUCAGUGGGAAAAGGAGCAUGUGGGAGACAGAGAAGGGACCUCUGUGCUUUUGGUGUUCACGUUGCUCUCAUAGAACCCGGGAAGUUUAAAACAUCCAUUUUCCCUGAAAAUACACAGGAUAUCCUCAAGGGGAUCUGGAGUCAAGUGUCCCCAGAGGUGAAGGAGAGCUAUGGAGAACAGUACUUUGAAGGCUAUUGCCAGUAUUUUAAUAGACUCAUUUCUAAAGGAAAGAAGAAUUUGAGCCUGAUCACCAAUUGUAUGGAACACGCCCUGAUCGCUGUUCAUCCUCGUACCCGCUACUCUGCUGGCUGGGAGAGCAAAUUCUUCACUCUCACUCUAUCUUAUUUACCAACAUCUGUGGCAGACUUCAUUCUUAGUCCUAUUUCAAAUGCGGUCAGACCUGCCGAUGCUUUGCAGUUUUAGUUCAACCUAAACACUUGAUUCUAGAUGGGUGGGCAGCAGGGAGCAAGAAGUCAGAUUUUCCUCUUGAAGGGAGAAAGAACAAGAGUUCUAAAGUGGAGUAUCCAAAAAUCAAGCCAUUAUGAUCAUACACCAGGGUCCUCCUAAGUUGGAGAUUUCCUAUACACAUGAAUAUCACUACCAUUUAAAUAGUAUGCUCAAAGUGUCAAACGUGUGUACUGUAUAGCACAGGGAAUAUUCAAUAUUUUGUAAUAAUCUAUGAGGGAAAGGAAUCUGAAAAAGAAAUAUGUAUACAUAUCUAUAUAUGUAUAUAUAUAACUGAAUCAUUUCACUGUACACCUGAAACUAACACAAAAUUGUAAGUCAACUAUACUUCAAUAAAACAAGUGAGACAAAAACAAUUUUGAAGAGUUGAAUGGAAGGGUGAACACACUGUAAAGAUCAGGCAGGAGUGAUGAAUAUCUUUCAGAAAAAUGGAGAUCUGCUGUAGGAAGACCUGCUCUGGAGGAUCUACUGAGAAUUUUUUUUUUACUGGGGGAUUUUGCCCCAGGCACAUACAUGCACUCAAAUAAUAAAAUGAGAAUGGUGGUGCUCCCUUGUGGCUCAGCUGUAACGAACAUGACUAGCAUCCAUGGGAUGCGGGUUCAAUCCCUGGCCUCGCUCAUUGGGUUAAGGAUCCAGUUUUGCCAUGAGCUGUGUUGUAGGUCACAGACACGGUUCAGAACCUGCAUUGUUGUGGCUAUGGCUAGGCCAUCAGCUGUAGCUCUGAUUCAACCCCUAGCCUGGGAACUUCCAUAUGCCUCGGGUGAAGUCCUAAAAAGCAAGCAAGCAAAAAAAUAAAAAAAGGAUGGAGAUGUGAAUUAUAAUUUAACUAUGUGGUAAUAAUAUAAUAUUUAAAAAAACCCAAGGAUUUGAGAGGCAUGAAGGAUACAAAAGCAGUAAAGGUCUGUAGGUAUUCUAUAUUCAUUAUUUACUAAAAAAUAAUGCUUUGGUUGUGCCUAAGAAUUCAUUAUUGGUUAAUUAUUUGCAAAUCAAAAAACACCAUGCAAAUAUCAGAGUUCUUUUUCAGAUUCCUGCAUCAUCUUUUAUCUUCUUUUAGAUGAAGGAGUAAAAGUAGCAAAGAGAAAAACAAAAGUUGAGAAGUAUCUUAUUUUGUGUAAAAAUGUAUAUUCCUGAAAAACUGAGUUACAUCUGGAUAAUAAAACAACCUAUAUCUUAAAAACAAACAAACAAAAAAGCCAAAAACCAAAGGUGCACUCUCUCUUCCUCUUCUUGCUUCAUUCUGAAUAUUCAGUCUUUAAGCCAUAAUGAUGAGUUACGUAAGGCAGGAAUUGGCAUUGUCGAGGGAUUGGGAUAUGAAUGGGGUGUCAUGGAGAAUCUGAGCAUGAGCUGAGCGAGGGGACUGUACAUGCAGGAGGGCUGACUAGUACAAUUGUCCAAACUCCCGCUGCUGGGGUGAGUUUUAUGGUCACAUAGGAGGGCUUCCCAGAAUGGCUUACUGGAGCCCACUGGGAGUAAGGAAGGUGUUUGCAUAUGGAAAGGAGUUGCAGCAGUGAUGGGAAAUUGGUUACAUAAAGGGGAGGAGAUCGAAUAAAUAAAUAUACUAAGGAUAAUAAGAGUAAGAUUUCUUACUUAUAGAGAAGGGAGCUACAAAUUUAUAAAUAAAUUAAUACACAUUUAAAUAUGCAUACAUACAUAU